AUGCUACUUCAGGCUCUUCUUGACUAUGAAAGGCAUAAAACUAAAGGUAGUGAGCUGAAUGUGCCUAUUACUUCUCAUGCAGAGCCAAUGAAUAUUGAAAAUCAGUGUGUCCAAGGUUCAGCAUCAUCAGGUAGGGCACGGAGAGAUGCUGCGGCUAGGGCUAUGCAGGGUUGGCAUUCACAACGUCUCCUGGGAAAUGGUGAAGUUAGUGAUCCUAUUAUUAAGGAUAAGAACUCUCUGUCUAUGCAAAAGCGUGAAAAGCAGAUUAGAAACAUCAAUGUACUUAAACGCAAGAAAUCAUCAGACAUGGUGAAUGCAGUCAAAAUUGCUCACAGUAAACCAUCUAAACCACAAUUGGACACAUCUGUGGUAGACAUUGGACCUCCUGCAGAUUGGGUAAAAAUCAAUGUGCAAAAAACUAAAGAUUGUUUUGAGGUCUAUGCUUUGGUUCCUGGCCUUCUGCGGGAAGAGGUGCGUGUUCAAUCAGACCCAGCUGGACGCUUGGUCAUAAGCGGUGAGCCUGUGCAUUCUGACAAUCCAUGGGGGGUGACACCUUUCAAGAAGGUUGUCAGUUUGCCUUCAAGAAUUGAUACUCAUCAGACAUCUGCUGUGGUGACUUUGCAUGGACAACUGUUUGUUCGAGUUCCAUUUGAGCAAUCCGAAUAG
Sphenostylis stenocarpa is the source of this 666-nucleotide messenger RNA. The record is from the annotation of a GenBank genome assembly. NCBI's taxonomy places the organism in Eukaryota, Viridiplantae, Streptophyta, Magnoliopsida, Fabales, Fabaceae.